Molecule: messenger RNA, 1681 nt
Organism: Populus euphratica (Euphrates poplar)
Lineage: Eukaryota; Viridiplantae; Streptophyta; Magnoliopsida; Malpighiales; Salicaceae
Product: zinc finger A20 and AN1 domain-containing stress-associated protein 9-like
Exons: 1
Coding region: 410-880 (156 amino acids)
Molecular function (GO): zinc ion binding; DNA binding
Source: RefSeq, a predicted model, not a curated record
CCGCAUCCUGCCCUUUCUUACGUCAUCUCGUCGGUAAAAACUAAAAACCAUACCUUUCUUUCCUUGCCCUGUUUCUGAUGAACCAAACCCACCCCACAAAGUCACUACGCACAACACCACACGAAGGCACAAUCUCUCUCUCCCGUUUUUUUAUUUUAUAUAUAUAUGUUUUCUUCACUUCUCUACCCAUAUCCUCCCAGAUCUUCUUGUUCUACCUUUUCGUACCUUUUCCUUUUUGUUUUAUCUCCAAUCUCAAAAGGGCUGUCUUCUUUCUUUUUUUCCUAUAAUAUAAUUCUGGGUUCCUAGUUUUUCUUGUAUUGUCAUAUUCUUACCAGAUCAAUUCUGUUUCUUGAAAAAAGUUGUUUUCGCCUCAAAUUUGAUUUUUUUUGUUUUUGUUUUUAUUAUUAUCAUGGAGCAAGAAUCCCAAAAGAGAAAGCUAGAAGACAGCAGCAGUUACGAGGCACAAAACACACCAAUUCUUUGUGUGAAUAACUGUUGUUUUUUUGGAAGCCCCAACACUAAUAAUCUCUGCUCUAAAUGUUACAAAGAAUUCCUUCUAACCCAACAAGACACAACUACAACAACAAUUGAUGUUCCAGUUCAUGUUGCCGAGAACAGUGCAGCAGCAGCAGCAGAAGUUGAAGGGCAACAAGGAGGAGGUGAAGAGGAGAAGCGGCCGGUGGUGGUGGCAAACAGGUGCAACUUCUGCAGGAAAAAAGUGGGCUUGACAGGGUUCAAGUGCCGUUGUGGACACACUUUCUGUUCGCAGCACAGAUAUUCGGACAAGCAUAACUGUGUGUUCGAUUACAGGAGUGCUGGACAGGAUGCUAUUGCUAAAGCCAAUCCUGUUGUCAAGGCAGAUAAGAUUGAUAAGAUAUGAUCCACAAUUAACUGUUAGUAUGUACUUUCUAUUUUCUUUCAAGAUGAUUUUAUGCGUCAUUCAAGGAGAAUAAUGUUCUCUCAUUGGAUAUUUAUUUGUUUGUUCGUGUCUAUAUGUACAGUUUGGUUGCUUUGCUUAUUCCGUGUUUAACAAUUUGGGGUUUAAUUAUUCUAUUGUGAAUUAGUGUAUUUCUAUAGCAGUUUGGUUGCCAUUAUUUUGUCAUGUUGCUUAAUCAUUUUUCUCUCUUGUAGUUUAGUCGCAUAAAUGACACAAUUUUAGAUUAAAUUUAGCCAGUAGUUAUCACUAAUCUGUUUUUGAGACUGGUGUCUCGAAGGAAUUUUUAUCUGGGCCAUUAGUAAUCUUUGCUGUAGUUAGAUAUCUAUCUCUAGUAUGGAGGGGAAGAAACCAUUGGAGUUUGCUUUGCUAUAAUGUGUAGACCUUCUGGUGGGAUGGAUUAAAAAUGCAGGUUCAUUGGAUGCAUGCAGUUGAAUACCAGAGUUUUUCUAUCAGUUCUAGGAAAGCAGCAGCACGAGGGUAUAGAAAUUAGGAAUUUAUAGCUGCAAGCCAUAAGUCGUUUGUUGGUCUUGGUUUUGGCCUUUGUUUCUAGUUGUUUCCUAAUAUAGUUGCUGUAAGAAUUGGUUCUCUACUUGUUUUCUGUACAUAUUAUCAUGACUUUGUACAGUUUUGCAGCAGGGAAGGUUCUGGUAAAGUAAGACUAGGAUGAACUUAGCCCAUACCUCCCAUAUGCUUACUGAAGCUUUAUGCUGUGUUCUGUAAUAGAGAAUAGAUUAUACAUUGCUA